ACUUCCCAUCCAUCCAUCCAUCGCCAUUGCUACUUGCUCUCUCGAUCCACCUAGCUAGCUUAACCACGGUUGCAAGAGCUAGCUAGCCAGCCAGCCUCCACCGUCGCCGCCGCUGUCAUGGCUUCCAACAACACCAACGCGGCCUCCGAGGUGAGCAACGCCGUCACCGACCUCAAUGACCACCUGGCCGCCGCCCUCGGCGGCGACGACGCCGGCGCCGGCAAGACCACCGUCAUCACGCUGGCUGGGGAGAACAACGGCGCGGCGAUGGACGCGGAGGACCUGGUCGUCGUCGAGGCCGGCGAUGAGGAGGAGGGCGAGGACGAGGAGGUGCAGGUGGCCGCCUACACCAACAGCAACUACCAGGCGGUGAACAACUCGGUGCUCGUCGCCGGCAGCUGCGCCGUGAGGGACGCCGGCGUGCACGUCGUCAUCGUGGAGCACGUCGACGACAUCCGCGACUGCGACGGCGACGAGAUCUUCGAGGCGGACGGCGAGGUGGCCAAGUGAGGCGAUCUAUCGAGCCGUGCGUGCGAGGAGGUGAAGAACUACUGGUGGUGGGGACGACGAUGUGUCCUGCUUCUACUACUCAAUUUGGUCGGUCUGUCGGUGGCUUCUUCGGGCCGUGUGUGGAGAUGCUACGUAUAUUACCCUGAGUUCGUUUGGAGUUUGUUUAUCUAAUUUCUACAUAAGCGUUUGAUCAUGCACAUGUAUGCAUAUGUUUAUGUAUUGCAUUUAUAAAUAUAUAUGUAUACGUCCUAGUGUCUGCAAACUUA
Hordeum vulgare subsp. vulgare (domesticated barley) is the source of this 776-nucleotide messenger RNA. RefSeq lists its product as uncharacterized. Bases 118 to 510 code for a protein of 130 amino acids. The transcript has a single exon. The record is from RefSeq and is a predicted model, not a curated record. Lineage: Eukaryota; Viridiplantae; Streptophyta; Magnoliopsida; Poales; Poaceae.